ACCUAAGUGGCAACCAAAAAAGAAACGAGCUGCGUUUUUUCGCACAUAAAAAUCAAUCGGAAAUAAAUAAAACUUGCUACAAUUGCAACAAUUAAAUAGCUUUAUAUGCAAAAGCUAAACAGCAACAAAAGUUGUUGUUGUUGCUGCUGCGCUGUCGCCGGGCGAUCGAUCCUUGUUGGCUACGGGUCUUGCAUGCGUGCCCGUGCUCUGGUGGCCAACUAAAUAAUGUGGAACAUGAUGUGCGACGUAAUGCCCACAAUAUCGGAAGACAGCAUAUCGCAGCGCUCGUCGCAGUUCAGCGGCGAGGAUGCCAACUUUGAGCAGCUCAUGGUCUCCAUGCUCGAUGAGCGGGACAAGCUUAUGGACAGCCUGCGCGAGGCACAGGAGAGGCUGGGCGAAACGGAGGGCAAGCUGCGCGAUGUCGAGAAGGAGCGCGACAGCCUCCAGCGUCAGAUCAAUGCCAAUCUGCCGCAGGAGUUCGCCACGCUCACCAAGGAGCUGACGCAAGCGCGCGAAACCUUGCUGGAGCGGGACGAGGAAAUUGGUGAGCUCAAGGCGGAACGCAACAACACGCGGCUUCUGCUGGAGCAUUUGGAGUGCUUGGUGUCGCGCCAUGAGCGUUCCCUGCGCAUGACCGUGGUUAAGCGGCAGGCGGCCGCCCAAAGCGGCGUCUCCAGCGAGGUGGAGGUGCUCAAAGCGCUCAAAUCCCUGUUCGAACAUCACAAAGCGCUCGACGAGAAGGUGCGCGAGCGUCUGCGUUUGUCCAUUGAGAAGAACAAUGUGCUGGAGGAAGAGCUGAACACAACCAAAGAGGAGCUAAACCAAUAUAAAACGGGCGCUUUGCAAGCCGGCGGCAUCAACUCGGCCGGCAAUGCGAGCGGGGAAAAUGGCAUCAAAGAGAAGCUGGCGAGCGGCGGCGGCGGCGGUGGAGUCAAUGGUGAUGCCAGCGAAAUAAAUGAAUAUGCGGCCAAAACACACGAGCUACAAACGAUCAUUGAGAAGCAGACCUCGGAAUUGUCUCAAUGGCAGCGUCGCGUCUCCGAUCUGAACAGCAAGAUCAAUGAGCUGGAGGAGAAUAUGUCGCGAGUGCAAAAGGAGCACUGCAAGGCGCAGGAUCAGUGCUCGAAGCUGCAGCGCGAUCUGCGCGAAAAUGUGGCACAAAAGGAAGAUCAGGAGGAGCGUAUAACUACGCUGGAAAAGCGCUAUUUGAAUGCUCAACGCGAGUCCACAUCGCUGCAUGAUCUGAACGAGAAACUGGAGCAGGAGCUGCGGCACAAGGAGGCACAACUAAAGCUGCACGAAGAGAAAAUCAGCGCAAUUGAAGAGAAACUCGAACUCUCUGAGCAAAAGCUGGCGCAACAUGCCAAACUGCAGCCGGACAUGGAGGAGCAGCUAAAGGCGCGCAUGGAGGCAUUGACAAAGGUAGGAAAUAAGGCUCAAGAACGUCAUGGCUCGGCGGAGGAUCGCAUACGGGCCUUGGAAACGAAUUUGGAUGAGAAGAGCGCCGAGGUGGUAAGACUGAAUCAGCGUCUCAAGAUGAAUGAAGAGCACAAUUUGCGUUUGUCCUCGACGGUGGACAAACUGCUGUCCGAGUCGAAUGAACGGCUGGAGGUGCAUCUAAAGGAGCGUAUGCGUGCGCUGGAUGAGAAAAAUGCACUGACCCAGGAGCUGGAGAAGGCGCGCAAGGUGGCCGAGGAGCUGCAUCACGAGAAGAGCGAAAUUAUGAAGGAGCUAUCCAAGACACGGCUCGAAAUCGAGAACUUCAAGCGUCAGCUGCUCCAGCAAGAGAUCGCCUACAAUAUACAGCAGACGGAGGCGCUCACCCGUAGCCUAUCGCCCAGCAGCGUCGUGGAUGGGGGCAACGCUUUUACCCGCAGCGCAUCCCAUGCCAGCUUCGAGACGCAUUCGCUGCGACGCCAGAGCAAAUCCCGUCUCUCCGAGGAGAACGCGCUGGCCCGCUCCAUGGCCGAGCAGGAGUGGGAGAAGCUGCAAAUGCAACAGGUGGCACACGCCCAGCAGCAGGCGUACGACUUGGUCGCCAGUGUGACAGAUUGCGAUGAUAGCGAUGCGCUCUAUGCGGCUGCCACGGCGGAUAUGAUGUCGCCAUCGGGCCAUACGGAUGCACAAACGCUGGCCAUGAUGCUGCAGGAGCAGCUGGAUGCCAUCAAUAAUGAGAUUCGACUCAUACAGGAAGAGAAACAAUCGACGGAGGCACGCGCCGAGGAGCUGGAAUCGCGUGUCGGCAGUCUGGAGCAUGUGAAUCUAUUGUCACGCGGCCGUUCCAUGGACAGACAAAGUCCGCCCAUGAGCGGGCGUAGUACGCCCAACAGUCCGCAGCGCGAUUUCAUGCAAAAAUAUCAUACGCUUAACUUGCCCGUGCUGUCCAGUGAUGCUUCGCGCGAGGAGCUGCACGGCGGCAUGUCCACCACCGGCGAUUCAAGUUCCGGCGGCGCUGCUUCACCAUUGACAGCACGCUCGAUGCGUUUGGAGCGCGUCGCCCAGGCGCUGGCCCAUAGCCAGGAGGAGCUGCGUCGUCGCACAAUGGCGCCCGCUGCGUCGCCACACGUGAACGCUCACAUGACGUUAAACACACACAGCUAUGGCCUGUCGCCGCUUAGCUCCCGGUAUGGCAGCCAGGAGUCGCUGCGUCACUACAACACGAUGGGUUCCAUGUCCAUGCUGCAGACGCCAACGUCGGGCGUGUCAAGGGAAGCGGCCGCCGCCGCUGCCGUUCAGAAGAAGAAGGGCAUCAAAUCGUCGCUGGGACGGUUCUUUAGCAAAAAGGAUAAGGUCAAGGGCGUUAAGGAUACACUGCCGGACGGCUCGCCCAGCAUGAUGUCCAUUGGCAAUCUAUCGAUUGGCCUAAGCGAAGUGGAUUCCAACUAUGAUGUCAUGAGCAUGACAGGCGGCAUGAUGCCGCGCAUUGCCAGUGCACCGGGCUCCAAGAUCAGCAGCGUUGACUACGGCAGGCAAAAGAAGGAUCACGAUUAUCGCAACGAUCUGCUGGGCGAGGCGAUGAAAGCGGGCACGCCAUUCGCCCUGUGGAACGGACCCACCAUUGUCGCCUGGCUGGAACUGUGGGUGGGAAUGCCCGCCUGGUAUGUGGCCGCCUGUCGUGCUAAUGUCAAAUCCGGCGCUAUUAUGAGCGCACUAAGCGAUACGGAAAUACAGCGGGAAAUAGGCAUUAGUAAUCCGCUACAUAGGCUCAAACUACGUUUGGCCAUACAGGAAAUGGUUUCACUAACUUCACCCUCAGCGCCGCAAACAUCCCGUACGACGUUAGCGUUUGGGGAUAUGAAUCACGAGUGGAUCGGCAAUUACUGGCUACCUGGGCUGGGAUUGCCGCAAUAUCGCACAACCUUUAUGGAGUGUCUAGUCGAUGCGCGCAUGUUGGAUCAUUUGACCAAGAAGGAUUUGCGCGGCCAAUUGAAAAUGGUUGACAGCUUUCAUCGGACCAGCCUGCAGUAUGGCAUCUCAAUGCUCAAACGCUUAAACUAUGAUCGCACAGAGCUGGAGCAUAGGCGCAAGAUGAGCGAGAAUGGGCUCUGCGAUGUGCUCGUGUGGAGCAAUGAGCGUGUCAUACGCUGGGUGGGCAGCAUAGGACUGAAGGAAUAUGCCAAUAACUUGCUCGAAUCGGGUGUCCAUGGUGGUCUGAUGGCGCUGGAUGAGGGCUUCGAUGCCAAUGCAAUGGGCCUGGCACUGCAAAUACCCACGCAAAAUGCGCAGGCACGCCAAAUACUCGACACGGAGUUCAGAAACUUGCUGCAAAUUGCCACAGAUCGCAGGCCGGAUAGCGAACAGCGCAGCGCAUCCUGAUGCAGUUAUAGUCCGCCCACAACAUCGGUGGAUGAGUAAAACAAUCUAAACUAACUUUCAAAAGAGAAAAGCCAGCACAGCGUCAAUAUUUCCUAAACGCUGCGAAAGACAACUAAUAAUGGAGCAUAUAUAUAUUUAUAUAUGAGGAAUGAGGAAAUGGAAACAAACAGACAAACAACUAAGCCACAAAAUUCUAACAAGAAAGACGCAACGCAAGAGACUCCCAGGCUCAGAAUAUACACUGACUGGGCCCAAUUCCCAUCCCCCUCCCUCCUCCCCAGCAUGAUGCACGUCUAAUCUAUUUAUAUAAAUACACACAUGCCUACACACACACACACACACAGAAAUAGUCAUAUAAUCCAUUACAAGACAAUGUAUACAAGACAUAGCACAUACUCUAUAUAGGAAAUACGUACGUAUACAUACAAAGCGUGUAUGUAAACAAUUUGCACGGGCGCCCUGCUGCUAAUGUUGUAGGCAUUGUACAAGUUUUAGAUGCUAAUCAUUUUUGUAAUUGUUUUAUUUUAAUUAAUAUUUUUUUAUAAUUUUUUUUAACAAUGUGACAUAUAAUUUAGAUUGUAAUAUAAAUUGGGCUUGCAAUAGACUAACAGUAUUUUGUUUUAGCUGCAGAAUAUAUAUAUAUACAGAGAUGCGUGCUUCGAACCAAAUUAGUAACCAAACUUGAUUGUUAUAUAAUAUGUUAUUGACAUUAUGUACAGUUUAUUAUUUUGUUUAACGCUAUUCAGUUUUUUAAAUAUAUAUUUACAUAUUUAAAUAUAUAUUUAUAUAUACAAGCUAACAUAGUACGCUUCACAUAUGACAUUAUGGCAUGUUCUUUAGUUUGCCUUUUUGUUGGUAGAGUAAUGCAAGGCGCUCCGAUUCGAGUUUAAUUCAACUGAAGAACAACAUGCACAACAAUCAGGCAUAUAUAGUAAACAGCUGCAUAUAUAUAUAAUUUAUAUAUACGCCUAGUUUAAUAUACACCCAUAUAAAGCUCACUUAUAUAUACAUAUAUAUAUAUAAAUAAAUGUAUAAUUAACAUUAUCAAGCAUACGUGUAACUAACAAGAAAGUAUUAUAGAACAAAAGUGAAAACGUGACGAGGAGAAUAAUGAAUGGAGUCGAGAGAAGUUGAAGCAAGUCACAAGCGCCCAUUUAUCAACUAUUUACAUAUGGAAAAUCGAAAUAGCAAAAAGAAAAAGCUUUAAAGGCAAACAACCCUACAAGUCUACAUAGUACUUAGCCUUUGCAUUAAUAAUAAAAACAAAACGAAAAGAAAAGAAAAGAAAGUAAGAAAACCUUAGGCAUGCUACAAAAUUUAUAUUUAAAUAAUUUGCAAUAAUUGUAAUUGGCAAAACUCGAAGCUCGAAUUGCAAUCCCAAUGUCUUGGCAUAAAUUUAUAAAUAUGAUAUAUAAAUAUUCACAAAGCAUAUCCAUUGUUUUUCAAAACAAAACUCCCAUUAAUUCUUACGUUGUUAAUUUAGUUUAUACACAUGUUUGCAAAGACAAAGGCAAGCAAAUAAAUGAAAUUAUAUUAUUUA
This is a messenger RNA of Drosophila montana, 5356 nucleotides long. RefSeq names its product liprin-alpha (gene Liprin-alpha). Bases 226 to 3816 code for a protein of 1196 amino acids. Gene Ontology annotation, molecular function: protein binding. The transcript has 15 exons. Lineage: Eukaryota; Metazoa; Arthropoda; Insecta; Diptera; Drosophilidae. The record is from RefSeq and is a predicted model, not a curated record. Gene Ontology annotation, biological process: synapse organization. Gene Ontology annotation, cellular component: presynaptic active zone.